AGUUUCUUUUGCCACCGGAAGAGCCUGUACGAGUUCCCGCUGCCACGAUUUGAGCUUUAUCACGCAAUCCCGCUUCAGAAAAUAUGGACGUGACAGUAAAGGUCCCAAAGACCCUCAAAGCCAAAGUGAUGCUGUGGACGGAUGCAAGCUUCCAUGACAUGGAGGUGAUCGACAACACGCAGUCUGUUCCUGAUCUCGAAAGAGUUGUGGGCAGAGUGUUUGGAGUUGACCUCGCCGAACCCAAACGAGGAGUUCUCCUGGAGCUGUAUGUGCAGACUGUGAUCUUCUGCAGAAAGUUCAGCUUCAACAAGGAACAAACGUCUGCCCUGCUGUCCAUCAUCAAGUCCAUCCACGAGGCUAACAUAGAAACGCCACUCAACAACCUGGAGCAGUGUUUCGAUUACUGCAAGGAGCUUCUGCUCUGUCACUCUGUCAGGCGACCCCCCUUCAGUAUCAACCUCUUCAGCCCUAAGGAGGCCGACUUUAUCCUGAACUACAUCUACAACAGCUACAUGAGACACUACAAACUCUACAAAUAUAUCUUCACUCCACAGGUUAAACUGGAUCUGUCAGUGACUUACGUUGGGAUCCCUGAUGAGGAUUCUUCUGCUGCAGAAGGAGCAGAAUAUGCAUCAAAGAAAGAGGAUUCCACGGACACACAGGACACAUCCCUCACAGAGGAAGAGAAAAGCAUGCUGGGUCACACAUCGGACCUGAAGGCAAUUGUAGAGACAGAAGUCAGGGAUCAGAUGACGCUUGUGUCAGGACAACUCGACAAGAGAAUGAAUGAAAUUGCAGAUCAGCACAAAACGUUAGAUUCUCCACAGCCCAACCACAAGGCCAAAAAAUGACACAUGAUAAAAGUAACAGCCUGCAGAAUAAGAUAAUUCUGACUGUAAUGUGUUUUAUUGUCAAUAAAACCCUUUAUCUUCUUUAACAGUACAA
Molecule: messenger RNA, 945 nt
Organism: Platichthys flesus (European flounder)
Lineage: Eukaryota; Metazoa; Chordata; Actinopteri; Pleuronectiformes; Pleuronectidae
Gene: cfap119
Product: cilia and flagella associated protein 119
Exons: 9
Coding region: 84-851 (255 amino acids)
Source: RefSeq, a predicted model, not a curated record